GCAUCUUUUAGCUGAUAUGCCUGAACCAGCUAAAUCUGCUCCUGCCCCUAAAAAGGGCUCCAAGAAGGCGGUGACUAAGGCACAGAAGAAAGAUGGCAAAAAGCGAAAACGUAGCCGAAAGGAGAGUUACUCUGUGUACGUCUACAAGGUCCUGAAACAGGUCCAUCCCGAUACUGGUAUCUCUUCUAAAGCCAUGGGUAUUAUGAACUCAUUUGUUAACGACAUCUUCGAGCGGAUUGCGGGCGAAGCUUCUCGUCUUGCUCAUUACAACAAGCGCUCAACUAUCACUUCCAGGGAGAUCCAGACAGCCGUGCGCUUGCUGCUUCCUGGAGAGCUGGCCAAACAUGCAGUGUCCGAGGGUACCAAGGCUGUCACCAAGUACACCAGUUCCAAGUAAUUUCAGCGCCUGAGA
This is a messenger RNA of Otolemur garnettii (small-eared galago), 412 nucleotides long. RefSeq names its product histone H2B type 1. Bases 17 to 397 code for a protein of 126 amino acids. The transcript has a single exon. Gene Ontology annotation, cellular component: nucleosome. The record is from RefSeq and is a predicted model, not a curated record. Gene Ontology annotation, molecular function: protein heterodimerization activity; structural constituent of chromatin; DNA binding. NCBI's taxonomy places the organism in Eukaryota, Metazoa, Chordata, Mammalia, Primates, Galagidae.